AUGACUGCCACCCCUAAGUGCUACGUCUUGCGGCUGGUUCUCCGCAUGGCGUCCGCGGGCGCCCGGGCUGCGGAUGUGCCCUCCGGCCGGCGAGGGUGCCUCCGGGAGCGGCCCGCGGGCGGCCCUGGGCGCCGCUCAUUCCAGGGAGCAGGCCGAAGGAUUGAGCUCAGCGCCCGCGGGCCCCAGGCCCGAGCCCGGCUCAAUGCUACUGCCUCGUUGGAGCAGGAGAGGAGCAACGAGCCCCAAGCCAGGCCCGGACCCCAUGACACGGGAGAUGCUGCGGCUGCCCCGGCUGCACCCCAAGCCCAGCACACCCAGAGCCAGGAAGGAGCAGCCAACUCAGAGCUGGCAAAGGAGGAUACGGUGCUCCCCUUUGAGGAAGUCUUGGAGAAAGCCAAAGGUGGGGACCCCAAGGCACAGACGGAGGUGGCACGGCACUACCUGCGGCUGGCCAGCGAGACGGAUGAGGAGCUCAACAGCUGUACAGCCGUGGGCUGGCUGGUCCUUGCGGCAAAGCACGGCCGGCGGGAGGCUGUCCGCCUGCUGCGCCGGUGCCUGGCGGACAGGAAAGGCAUCACCUCUGAGAACGAGCAGCAGGUGCAGGAGCUGACCUCAGAGACGGAGCUGGAGCGGGCGGUUCGCAAGGCGGCCCUGGUCAUGUACUGGAGGCUCAACCCCAGGAAGGAGAAGCGCGUGGCCGUGUCAGAGCUGCUGGAGAACGUGGGCCAGGUCGAUGGGCACGAUGGGGGAACCCGGCCAGGCCCCGUCCCCAAGGCCCUGCAGAAGCAGAGGCGGAUGCUGGAGCGUCUGGUCAGCAGUGAGUCCAAAAACUACAUUGCUCCGGAUGACUUUGUGGAGAUCACCAAGAAGUACGCUAAGGGCAUCAUCCCGAGCGGCCUGUGCCUGCCGGACGGGGAUGGGGAUGACGAUGACGAGCUGGCUGGGAGGAGCCCUGAGGACCUACCGCUGCACCUGAAGGUGGUCAGGUACCCCCUGCACACCAUCAUGGAGAUUAAGGAGUACCUCAUCGACGUGGCCUCCAAGGCGGGCAUGCACUGGCUGUCCACCAUCGUGCCCACCCACCACCUCCACGCCCUGCUCGUCUUCUUUGUCCUCAGCAACCUGACCAUAGACUUCUUCGCCUUCUGCAUCCCCCUGGUGGUCUUCUACCUGUCCUUCUUGUCCAUGGUCAUCUGCACCCUCAAGGUGUUCCAGGACAGCCGGGCCUGGGAGAGCUUCCGCACACUCACCGACCUGCUGCUGCGCUUCGAGCCCGGCCUGGACGUGGAGCAGGCCGAGGGCAACUUCGGCUGGAACCACCUGGAGCCCUACGUCCACUUCCUGCUGUCCGUCUUCUUCGUCAUCUUCUCCUUCCCCGUGGCCAGCAAGGACUGGGUGCCCUGCUCCGAGCUGGCCCUGGUGGCUGUCUUCUUCACCGUGACCAGCUACGCCAGCCUGGGCACCUCGGCCGAGCCUCACACUCGCCGGGCGCUGGCCACCGAGGUGGCGGCAGGCCUGCUGUCGCUGCUGCCCACCCUGCCCCUUGACUGCCAGCUGCUGAAGCUGCUCAGCCAGACCCUGCUCCGCGUGCCCCUGGGCCGUCUGGUGGUGCUGAACCUCGGUGUGCCCUGCCUGCUGUACCUGCACCUCUUCUACUGCUUCUUCCGCAUGGCGCGGCUCAGGCACUUCAAGGGCACCUACUGCUACCUGGUGCCCUACCUGGUCUGCUUCAUGUGGUGUGAGCUCGCCGUGGUGCUGCUGCUGGAGUCCACCGGCCUGGGGCUGGUGCGGGCCUCCGUCGGCUACCUGCUCUUCGUCUUCGCCCUCCCCAUGCUGGUGGUGGGGCUGGGCCUGCUGGGCCUGGUGCAGCUGGCACGCUGGGUCGUGUCCCUGGAGCUGACCAAGGCAGCCGUCACGGUGCUGGCGUGCGGCGUCCCGCUGCUGCUGCUGCGCUGGGGCGCCGGGGCCCGCGCCUCGGUGGCCAGCGCGCUGCACUCCCUGACCCGCAGCUCCAUGGUCAAGCUCAUCCUGGUCUGGGUCUCGGCCGUGGUGCUCUUCUGCUGGUUCUACGUGUACCGCUCAGAGGGCAUGAAGGUGUACAACUCCACGCUGACCUGGCCUCAGUAUGCUGCCCUGUGCGGGCCACGUGCCUGGCGGGAGACCAACAUGGCACGCACGCAGAUCCUCUGCAGCCACCUGGAGGGCCACCGCGUCACCUGGACGGGCCGCUUCAAGUACGUGCGGGUGACGGAGAUCGACAACAGCGCUGAAGCGACCAUCAACAUGCUGCCCUUCGCCGUGGGCGACUGGCUGCGCUGCCUGUACGGGGAGGCCUACCCGUCCUGCGGUGCCGGCGGUGCCCCCACUGCUGAGCAGGAGCUGUGCCGCCUCAAACUGCUGGCCCAGCACCGCUGCCACAUCAAGCACUGGGACCGCUACAAGUUCGAGCUCACGGUGGGCAUGCUGCGCGGCAGCACCAACGGCACACGCAGCGCCGAGGAGGAUGACGUCACGAAGGACAUCGUGUUGCGCGCCAGCAACGAGUUCCGCGCCGUGUUGCUGGGCCUGCGCCAGGGUAGCCUCGUGGAGUUCAGCACUGUGCUGGAGGGCCGUCUGGGCAGCAAGUGGCCCGUCUUCGAGCUGAAGGCCAUCAGCUGCCUCAACUGCCCAGCGCAGCCCUCACCGGCCCCGCGGCACGUCAAGCUUGAGCAUGACUGGCGCAGCACCGUACACGGGGCCCUCAAGUUUGCCUUCAACUUCUUCUUCUUCCCGUUUCUGUCAGCCACAUGA
Orycteropus afer afer is the source of this 2790-nucleotide messenger RNA. RefSeq names its product wolframin ER transmembrane glycoprotein (gene WFS1). The transcript is spliced from 9 exons. The record is from RefSeq and is a predicted model, not a curated record. Gene Ontology annotation, biological process: endoplasmic reticulum unfolded protein response; calcium ion homeostasis. Lineage: Eukaryota; Metazoa; Chordata; Mammalia; Tubulidentata; Orycteropodidae. Gene Ontology annotation, cellular component: endoplasmic reticulum membrane; endoplasmic reticulum. Bases 1 to 2790 code for a protein of 929 amino acids.